Messenger RNA from Lytechinus variegatus (green sea urchin), 2068 nucleotides. RefSeq names its product myosin-4-like. The transcript has 11 exons. Bases 109 to 1899 code for a protein of 596 amino acids. The record is from RefSeq and is a predicted model, not a curated record. Lineage: Eukaryota; Metazoa; Echinodermata; Echinoidea; Temnopleuroida; Toxopneustidae.
UAUUUUGCUGGGGAAUCCCACCCAUGAUCCCAGCCCACCAGUAGUUCGGCGCGUAUUCCGAUGACACAUAACCGGGUGUGUGGAGAAUAAGAAUAAAUUUUCAUAAUCAUGGCUGACAAUCAGAAAGUUGCUGUUCUCGCACCAACCGCUCCAGGAAGUGACAACAUGGUCAUGCCACAAGAUGCCAAGAUGAGAAAGGAACUGAACGCCUAUGCCGUCAUGGCCUACGUGGCAGUGUCUGACCGCAAUGCGAUGGCAGAGCAACUGAAAGGUCUGACCCACCUUACGCAAGCCGUGAACGAGCUCCAGGAGAAGCUGGCAACGGCCGAGCAGAAGGCCGAGGAUCUCCAGCUAGAGGUGUGGAGAAAUGAGGCAUUUGUCAAUCGCAGCAGGAUCCAGCUCCGGGUGAAGGAUAGCGAAUUGGCUGGUCUGAGGGAGGAACUUAAGAAGGGAAAGAAAGCUGAGGAAAGGAGCGUGGAAGGCGACGGGGGCGGAGAGAGGUCCAAAGCUGAAGAGGAUGAAUCUGUUGAUGGAUCAGCGGAAGAGAAAGGUGAACCAGAUCAGAGGGAACAUGCCAGUGGAGAAACGGAGAAGCCAAAGUCCCCACAGCCUGGUAAGAAGGACUAUCUGAUGAGUCAUGGUUUGCACAUAGGCGUCUCAAGAGAAAUUCAUGAAGCUGUCGUCCAAGAAAACCUUCAUCUUAAAGGUCAUCUGAAGCGCCUUUUGACCGAUCAAGGAGCCAGUCUCAAAGAUUUAAUGGAUACCAUUCAGUACAGAGAAAUCAUCAAGCAGCUCAAGAGAAGCUUGGAGGAGAAAGAGGAAGAGAUCGCAAAGAUAAAACACACUCUUGAGCAGGCCAAUAGCCCCAAGGAAGAAACCGCCAAGUUGCUUCUGGAAAUGGAAGGAAAGGUGAAAAACUCAGAGAGGACUAUCAAAAUGAAUCAAGUCAUGAACGAGGCUCUGUCUUCCAGGGUCGAAGAACUGACUAAGGCUCUUCAAAAGCUACAACGAAGGGAAGAGAUCCAGAUGGCACAUAUGAGAUCACCCUUCUCCGACGGCUCGACCUUGGCAAUUAUGGCCGAUCCCUCAGUUGAUCAGGUUUUGCCGUCGAUGCAGAUCAAGAAUCUGACGAAGGAAAACGCAAGACUGAUGAAGGUCCAGAAACGGCAAGAAACUGAAAAGGAGUCAUUGAGGCAGGAAAGAGAUGCAGCUGUGGCUGAGAAAACUGAGAUUCAGCGACGUUUAACCGCCCUCUCACACAUAAAAUCUGAGCGAUGUUCCUCCUGUCAGAAUCUCAAGGCCGCAAAAGAACGCGCGGAAGACGAGCUUAAUAUUACAAAGGGAGAGAUGACUGCAGCACUGUACCAGGUGGAAACGUAUAAAUCUGAUUUCAAAGAGCGAUGCUCAGAGAUGGAGAAAGAAAAGAGCGGUCUUCGCAAUGAGCUAGACACCUGGAAACGGAACUAUCAUAUGCUGAAUAAACAGAUGGAACGUUUGGUGGUUGAACUCGAGAAACUGAAGGGAGAUAACAGCAAGCUACAUGCAGAAAAUCAAUACUUAUCUCAGACUUUGAGCCAAUUAAGAAAUGAGUCGUCGGUAUCCAUGCCACUGAUUGUUCACCAACGGUGUCAAGAUGUCAAUCCAUGGCAAGAGACCCGUGGAUACGCCAGCAGACGAUCAGAGAUCGCCGUCGGAGGAAGGGACAGAAGCGACAUGUCGUCACCGCAAGAGGAUGCGACCGCCCCCCAGAGCCACCAAUGGACAACAGCCCGACCGAGCAGCAGUGGGGGCAGACGAAGGAGGAGCAAGCUAAAAUGUCUGCGAUGCACCCGAGAGUUCUCCCCAGAAAGGCAACAGGAAUUUGAAGAUCACCAGAGAAACUGUCCAGGGAAUUCGUGAAUUGAAAUCAUGGGAGAAUGCUCACUUUACAUAUCAAUAAUAAAAACAAUUCACAGAUAGUGGUUUCAUGCAUUUGAGCUACAUGUAUAUAUUACACAGGUUUGUGGGUGGACUUUUAAACAUGAAUGCAUACAUCAUGUUUAAAGUCCUGAAUUUAAGCUUGAAGAAA